Messenger RNA from Drosophila navojoa, 1018 nucleotides. It is a transcript of the gene alphaSnap, whose product is annotated as Alpha-soluble NSF attachment protein. Gene Ontology annotation, biological process: intracellular protein transport; SNARE complex disassembly. Gene Ontology annotation, cellular component: SNARE complex; vacuolar membrane. Lineage: Eukaryota; Metazoa; Arthropoda; Insecta; Diptera; Drosophilidae. Gene Ontology annotation, molecular function: syntaxin binding; soluble NSF attachment protein activity. The record is from RefSeq and is a predicted model, not a curated record.
UUGUGUAGAAUAUCUGAAAAUCGUUAUCUAAAUGCGAAUUGGUGCACAAAAAUUCCACAAGUGAAAUAAUGGGGGACAAUGAGCAGAAGGCUCUUCAGCUUAUGGCUGAGGCUGAAAAAAAGCUGACACAGCAAAAGGGUUUUCUCGGCUCACUUUUUGGUGGCUCCAAUAAAAUUGAAGAUGCUAUUGAGUGCUAUCAGCGAGCUGGCAAUAUGUUUAAAAUGUCGAAGAACUGGAGUAAAGCCGGUGAAUGCUUCUGUGAGGCAGCCACUCUCCAUGGACGAGCUGGCAGCCGCCACGAUGCAGGCACUUGCUACGUGGAUGCUUCGAAUUGCUACAAGAAAGUAGAUGUGGAAAGCGCCGUCAACUGUUUGAUGAAGUCCAUAGACAUUUACACAGAUAUGGGGCGCUUUACAAUGGCAGCCAAGCAUCAUCAGAGCAUUGCUGAAAUGUAUGAAAGCGACCCAACUACUCUGGCCAAAGCCAUUCAACACUAUGAACAAGCGGCAGAUUAUUUUAAGGGCGAAGAGUCUGUAAGCUCUGCGAAUAAGUGUAUGCUAAAAGUUGCCCAAUAUGCAGCCCAACUGGAGGAUUAUGAAAAAGCAAUAUCGAUAUAUGAGCAGGUAGCUGCCUCAUCACUAGAGAGCUCGUUGUUGAAAUACAGCGCUAAGGAGUAUUUCUUUCGUGCCGCUCUUUGUCAUCUAAGCGUUGAUUUGUUGAAUGCGCAACACGCAAUCGAAAAAUAUGCGCAGCAAUACCCGGCAUUCCAAGAUUCACGAGAGUUUAAACUUAUCAAGGUUCUAUGUGAGCACCUUGAGGAGCAGAAUAUCGAGGGUUUUACAGAAGCAGUAAAAGAUUACGAUAGCAUCUCACGCUUAGAUCAAUGGUAUACAACAAUAUUGCUACGUAUUAAAAAGGCCGCAGACGAGGAUCCUGAUUUGCGAUAAAAAUACCAAUAUAUUAACGCGUAUAAAUACAAUAUGUAAACGCAUACAACUUCUUAAAUGCUUUUUGAGUU